This is a messenger RNA of Solenopsis invicta (red fire ant), 2275 nucleotides long. RefSeq lists its product as uncharacterized. NCBI's taxonomy places the organism in Eukaryota, Metazoa, Arthropoda, Insecta, Hymenoptera, Formicidae. The transcript is spliced from 4 exons. The record is from RefSeq and is a predicted model, not a curated record. Bases 355 to 618 code for a protein of 87 amino acids.
UCGGCCCCCACCGGGAGUCAAACGGUCCUCUACUGCCAAGACGGACAGCAGCUGUGAGAGAAUCUCCGACACCUAGGAUCCGCCGCCGUCAUCACGGGGAACCUACUCCAACGAUCCGCACCGUAGUAGGCGUUUCUUCCGGAGCCCCCCUACCAUCCGCGAGUCCGCGACUCCGAGAACGUACCCCCGCGUGGCAGGUGGCACACCACCGUUGCGCGAUACUCCUAGACUCGCCGCUUAACGAGAGUGCAACUGCAGUUGGCGGCCGACCUGUGCACGGCUCACGGGGAAACGCGGAGAACGCGCUCGUUCCGACUCGCCGCAGUUUCGGGAGAGACCCAGAGAUAGAGAGAGAUGAGGAUCAUUGUUCUAGUCGUAUUUGUCAUGGCCGUCCUGGCGAGCGUCUCGGCGCAGGAUUUCAGGCAUUUUUUCGCGGGAUUCGGUCCCUAUGGAAGCAUUCGAGCCGCAUUGAGGGAUCCAAGAUCGAAUAGGGGUCCGGUGUUAUUCCCACCUGGACCGCCACCCAACAAUGCUGACAGCAGCGGCGUCGUUGUGGGCGCGAGCGGAUACGGAUUCGUGCCACCCAGCGCAGGUUACUUCACCUACUUCUACUACUAAGCAUAAUGAGGGACUGCGUGAAGAUGAUAACACGAAGAAAAUGGUGGUCAAGGUUUCGGACGUCACGGCUGGCAGACUCCAACUGGACAUUGUGGUAGACUAGCAAAUCGGCGUUACGUGGUGGUGCGUGUCCAUUGAGGGAAGGACGGGCUUAAAGUAGUUUUUUCUUCUUCUUUCCAUUUAACAAUAGCCUCUCCACCGUGAUUGGCGGCGUGGGAGUACGCCUACUUCCCGUGAACUUUGGAUUGCGUAAAGUUCGCGGGGUAAAAGAGAGCUAUUAACGCGAUGUGCAAAUAGAGAAAUACGUGCGAAAUCAUAACGAUAACGAGAUUUCUUCCUUUUUUUUUCUAAAAACAUCAAGUUCCCCCCUAAGGCGUAGCGUAGUGCGCGCGGAAUACUUCAAGAUGAAAGUUCGAUGAAAUAACGCAGUAAAUGAAACCCGUGUUUCCUUAUCUCUCCUUCAAUUAAGAAUCACCCGAGACGCACCUUUAGGUAUGCCUAACGAGACCGAUAGUUAGCAGCUAAAUGCCGGUCAUAUCGAAAUUGAUAUUACGCCACGGUUAGUCUCGUUACCGAACCGCGAGUAAUCCCGUGUACGAGCAGCAGCAACGCGAACGUCCGCAUAACGAAAUCUACGAAAGUACAAGUCGUAUUUUAUGGUACAUUACUACGGGUAUUUGCGCCUCCGCGUGGUGGUAACGCUGAGGCGUGUAUAAUUAGUAGCAGAGCCAGAAAGCACCGUGCACUCCUGACAGUGCGAUCCUAGAACAAAGCAAGCGGGACUGAAUAGCAAUCCGCGUCUUAAAAGAGUCGAGAGAUAUCCGCUUAUGAAACAAGACCGGGUAAAUAGAGGAGGUGGGUUCGGCGCGCGCCGCUGAAUCCCCUGAAAAUGAUUAAGAGGCGGCGAGUACAUUUCGUGCCGACUGGUAAGUUAUUUAUUACGACCGCGAUGGCGAUUUAAUUAAGCGUAGAUAGCCGUUUUCGGGCGAACAGUCUUUACGAACUUUACAGCCCGUAUCGAGUUCAAAUUGUUAACGCUCCGCGUCGUGCGGCGACUCGACGCGCGGCUUAAUAGUAAUAUAUUUAUAUGUAAAUGUGAUAGAGAGAGAGUAAGGAAGUAUGGUAUGAGGCCGCGGAAUCAAUGGCGGGGUGCCGCCGUCGCUUUCGUUUCCGUGCAAUUCGGUCAUGGUUCUUUAAACGCGAGAGAUACCUUCUACGUUGGUGCAUUUUAAGUGCCCGGCUUCUCUCGGUCAAUCUGUUCCGCACGCGCCCACUUUUAAUCGCGCACGGUGGCGAGAAGUACGAUUAUAGCUUCAUUGAUCCGUGGCCAAAAAACAUCUGCAUACCGGUUAAUUAUCUCACCCUUGCGUAAUUUUCGCAUGAGUACGGCCGAUCUUAGAAGAUUUUUAUAAGUUUUCGUACAAGAAGUGUGUAAAUAUUACAUAAUCUACAGGAAUAAAAUAAAAUCAUUGCCUAUAAAUCUACGUUUUUUUUAUAAAAUUCGUCUACAAAAAUUUUAUAUAUAUUUUAGCUUUAACUUAUUAAUAAACUGGUAAAUUGAUUUGAGAAACUUAAUGAGAAGCAGCAUAUUAUCAAGAAAUAUUUUACAGCUAGAUUAUGCAAUGAUAUGCAAAUAAACUACACUGAGAAAAGAAAA